AUGGCCAGCAGUGAUUGGACAAUGGACAUGAUCUUCUUAACACAGACUGUGGUUGGAAUCCUGGGGAAUUUCUCACUUCUUUGCCAUCAUAUCAUCCUUCCCUUCACUGGCUACAGGUUAAGGUCCACAGAUUUGAUUCUUAAGCACCUGAUUGUAGCCAACUUCUUGACCCUCCUCGGUAAAGGGGUCCCCCAGACAAUGGCAGCAUUUGGGUUGAAACAUUUCCCCAGUGAUUCUGGAUGCAAACUUCUUUUCUUUCUUCACAGAGUGGGCAGGGGAGUGUCCAUUGGUAGCAUCUGCCUCUUGAGUGUCUUUCAGGUGAUGACGAUCAGUCCCAGGAACUCCAGGUGGACAGAGCUGAAAGUAAAAGCUCCCAAGUGCAUUGUUCCCUCUAUUUUUCUGUGUUGGAUGCUGCAUAUGAUGGUAAAUACCAUUUUUCCUAUGGAUAUUUCUGGCAAAUGGAGCAACAAAAACAUCACAAACAGAAAAGAUUUUGGAUACUGUUCUUCUGUUCGUCAUGACAAAACCAGAGAUGCAUUGUAUGCAGCACUGCUAUUGUUCCCUGAUGUUGUCUGUUUGGAGCUCAUGCUCUGGGCCAGUGGCUCCAUGGUUUCCAUCCUGUACAGGCAUAAGCAGUGGGUCCAACACAUUCGUAGGACCAGAGCCUCCUCCAGCAUCUCUCCUGAGUCCAGAGCUGCCAAAACCAUCCUUCUCCUGUCAGCUGGGGCUGCUGCACCAGGAAUACCACAGGGGACUGCUCCAAGAUGGAGGAGUAGGAAAACCGUGAGCUCUCCUCUUCUGGACACCCCAAAAUCACGACCAUACACAGAGCAGAUAUUAAUGAAGAAGACCGGAAGCUACCAGAAAAGAUCUUCUACAACUAAAGAAAUGCAGAAGCAUCCUCAGCGAGACAGCUGGCAGGUGUGGCUACUGGCACCACCUGCCUCUCAUGUGUCUCCAGCCAUCACGAUCAUCCCCAGGAACUAG
Molecule: messenger RNA, 987 nt
Organism: Hippopotamus amphibius kiboko
Lineage: Eukaryota; Metazoa; Chordata; Mammalia; Artiodactyla; Hippopotamidae
Product: vomeronasal type-1 receptor 4-like
Exons: 3
Coding region: 1-987 (328 amino acids)
Biological process (GO): G protein-coupled receptor signaling pathway
Cellular component (GO): membrane
Molecular function (GO): pheromone receptor activity
Source: RefSeq, a predicted model, not a curated record